CGGACUACUAUAUGUUUUAUUUUCUUGCUGUCCAAAUUAUUUUAGAGACUAGCACCAAAAACAAUUGUCAUUUUAAUCUUCUGUUGAUCUAAGUUAGCUGUUGAAAGACCAAGAUGGAAUCUAUACUGGAUUGUAAACAGUAAUUGAAAAGGACGUCAUACUGGUGUGUGAUGGAAGAGUAAAACACCACAUACAGUGACAAUUUUAUAAUUCUAUUGUGUUUGAUGAACGGAUCACACCCGGAUAUGCUUCUGGAAGGUGGCUCACCAGAUAUGCUUGCAGCUCAGUCUAAAAUCCUGUUCCAGUUAAACAAGUACUACAACGAACGGGUACAGUCACGACAAGGAGGCACGAUGAAGACCAUUAGAGAAGUCUGUAAAGUGGUACAAGAGGUCUUGAAAGAGGUUGAAGUCCAGGAGCCUAGAUUUAUUAGUUCUUUAAAUGAAGCGAACGGGAGAUUUGAAGGACUAGAAGUUGUGUCACCUACAGAAUUUGAAGUUGUUCUUUACCUCAAUCAAAUGGGAGUAUUCAACUUUGUAGACGACGGAACUAUACCAGGAUGUUCUGUUUUGAAACUAAGUGACGGUAGGAAAAGAUCUAUGUCUUUAUGGGUAGAAUUUAUAACAGCAUCCGGUUACCUUUCUGCACGUAAAAUAAGGUCGCGAUUUCAGACACUUGUAGCACAAGCAGUUGACAAAUGUAGUUAUAGAGACAUUGUGAAAAUGGUUGCAGACACAACGGAAGUGAAACUUCGAAUCAAAGAAAGAUUCGUCGUGCAGAUAACACCAGCAUUCCGUUGUGCAGGGAUUUGGUGCCGCAGUGCUGCACAUUGGCCAGUACCUCAUAUAGCAUGGCCAAAUCCAAAUCUCGUGGCCGAAGUGAAAACAGAAGGAUUUGAUCUGUUGUCCAGAGAGAGUAUUUACAUGAAAGAUAAACAAAGCGCCGCAGAGGGGGAUGCUUGGGUUUUGUCUUUCAAGUAUGCGGAGGACCGACUGCUAUACGGUGGAUGUCGACGAAGAUUAUUAAGUACCCUAAAAACUCUCCGAGACAGACACUUAGAUAUACCGGGUCAGCCAAUAACAACCUAUCAUCUAAAAACAUUAGUGUUGUACGAAUGUGAGAAACAUCCUCGUGAAAUGGAAUGGGAUGACACAUGUCUAGGGGACAGGAUAAAUGGAAUUCUACUCCAACUUAUAUCGUGUUUACAGAAUCGCCGAUGUCCGCAUUACUUCUUACCAAAUGUAGACUUGUUCCGUGGAAAAUCGACAUCCGCGAUGGACAAUGCAGCCAAACAGGUAUGGAGAAUUUUGCGAGAACUUCUAACAAAUCCUAAAAGUUUGGAAAAAUUGUGAAAUGUCAAAACCGUUCUUAACUUUAAUGGAAUUCUAUUUGUUUUGAAGAAAGAACAUUCUGUAAAAGGAAUGCAUUCAUGUCAUCAAUCAAAGCAGUGACAGUGCCAAAAUAUUGAGGUGAAAUAUCGGAAGUAAGCAAUUUUUCACUUGUGAGUAAAUACAUUGAUGAAAGAUGUCCGAAUAAUUUUCGUCUUCUGUUACCACCGACUGGUAAGUGAUCUGAGCUGCAUCUGUUGCUUUAUACCAAAGAUAACUAUGAGGCAUUCGAUCUCAUAUAUAUGGCAUUCAAGACAUAUUUAAAAGAUUGAGUAUGAAAAAACAGUGCGAAAUUUCAAGUCAAAAUAGUGCAAUUCUUCAAAUUAUUGAGGAAAAACAGAUAAAUUUUGUUUUGUGAUGAAUGUCGUAAAAGUUUCCUGCAUUAUGGUAUCUGUAGUGUAAAUUAUUGUUGAACAAUAUCAUUGUUAUGCUUUAAGAUAAAAAUUCCAUAAUAAAUUAAUUUAUAUAAAA
Messenger RNA from Mytilus californianus (California mussel), 1859 nucleotides. Its product is annotated as putative nucleotidyltransferase MAB21L1. NCBI's taxonomy places the organism in Eukaryota, Metazoa, Mollusca, Bivalvia, Mytilida, Mytilidae. The transcript has a single exon. Bases 225 to 1352 code for a protein of 375 amino acids. The record is from RefSeq and is a predicted model, not a curated record.